This is a messenger RNA of Naegleria gruberi, 1650 nucleotides long. RefSeq lists its product as uncharacterized. The record is from RefSeq and is a predicted model, not a curated record. The transcript is spliced from 2 exons. The coding region runs from base 1 to 1650 and encodes 549 amino acids. Lineage: Eukaryota; Heterolobosea; Eutetramitea; Acrasida; Naegleriidae.
AUGUACAAUACCUCAUCGUCGGGCAUGCCCUCAUCAUCAUCGAUGAUGCAUCAAUAUAAUACUUAUAAUAAUAAUCAUAAUAAUGGCUAUGGAGGAAGUAGUAUGGGAGGUGGUUCUAAUUCCCUUGGUUAUCCAGGUGGGGGAAGUGGAGGUUAUCAGCCAGCAGCAAGCUUUAGAAGAAAUCUGUAUAAUGAACAUCAACAAAUGAUGAAUCAACAACCACAGGUUUUUCCACACCACAACAAUCUCAUGUACAGACAGUUUCCACCUCAACAACAGCAGCUCAUGAUGAAUCAACAAGCACACUACGGUUCUCCUAGAAUGAAUUCGAGUGAGGACAAUACUGAAGAUUUACCAAUGUACAACAAUGAAAAGCUUCAAAUUCUCAAUAUGAAAACAAAGCAAAUACCAAGACAAGAUCCAUUCUAUAACUAUUUGGAAUAUUCAUUGAGAUUGGCUGUUGGUUCUGUUUCAAGUACUGCUUUUAGAAUUUACAGUUUGAAGGAGUCUUCUGAAUAUCAUCAGUUUAGAUCUACAAUUGGAGACGGUGGUUUGAUGGAUGUUUGGAUUAACCUGAACGAUUUGGAAGCUAUUGGAUCUCAGAAUACUUUGGAAAAUAUUGUUUGUGACGGUUUCAAUGUUCCAGAAGCUGGUAUCAAACUAUCUGUUGGACGAGUUAACUUGAGUCCAGAAACCCAACAAUUCAGCACCUCUCUUAUACCACCUCAAGAGCACUCUAGAGCCAAUUACGAAGAAAGUUCAGGAUCUCGUCAAAAAUUCUAUCGUCUCAUGCACUGUUUGUUCUAUCCAGGAAAAUCGUUCUGUAUUGAAAAAAAAACUACUGGACCUGUUUCAAUUCCACAAGGUUAUGACAGUGUUUAUUAUCAACCUGAGGAACAAGAUCCAGAAUUCCAUCACGAAUUUAUAAUGCUCAAUCCAGCUCACAUCUUUUGCGAUUUUGUUUGUAUUGUUGAGUUUGACAAUAUGGGCGAUGAGAGAUUGAGAAAUCAAACUCUUCAACAUUAUCGUGACUUUUUCAAAACAAGUGACAAGAUUAUUGGAAAGGCCUACAGAAAGGCUUUGAACUUUGUAGAACAAACCAUGAAUCCUCCCACCGAUGAGACCAUUCUUCUUCCUGAAGUGUUCACACAAAUGCAGCAAUUCAAGCAAGCAGAUCAAGAAUUGGCUGCUAUUGAGGAAAGAAGACAAAUGAUUGUCUCCAAUGUUGUUGAAAUGGAAACUCAACUCAAAGAACAAUACAAGCGUGCAUUGGUGUCCUUGCACGACAUUUCACAAUUAAAGAUGAGUGAGUUACUCUCAAGAGAAACUGAAAUGAGAAGAAGAAUUGAAGAGAUGGAAUGGAUGAACAAUUUUAUUCAAUACCAACAAACAAUGACUCCUCCACUUCAAUUCUUGGAUUCACUUGCUCAACACAAGGUCAUUUUCAAGGAAAAGCAAGAUGCUUUCGACACAUGCCUCCUUAGUAAUCAGCAAGCAUUGGAAACAGUUCUCCCAGAUAUAGGGUUGGAAGGACAAUUACAAGUAUCAUCAGCAUCUCAAAAUCUGUCAGGAAUUAACUUUAAGACUUUGAAUUUGCCAAAGGAAGAAGAUGGGUAUGAUGAUAACGAAUUGAAUGAUGAAUUUAAUUAA